Monomorium pharaonis (pharaoh ant) is the source of this 2732-nucleotide messenger RNA. RefSeq names its product ubiquitin-conjugating enzyme E2 R2. Gene Ontology annotation, biological process: protein polyubiquitination; ubiquitin-dependent protein catabolic process. NCBI's taxonomy places the organism in Eukaryota, Metazoa, Arthropoda, Insecta, Hymenoptera, Formicidae. Gene Ontology annotation, molecular function: ubiquitin conjugating enzyme activity. The record is from RefSeq and is a predicted model, not a curated record. Bases 548 to 1264 code for a protein of 238 amino acids. The transcript has 5 exons.
GUCGUGGUCGUCGUCGUCGUCGUCGUCGUCGUCGUCGUUGUCGUUGUCGUCGUCGUUGUUGUUGUCGGGAAAUGCGUCGGGUGUUGCAUCGUUGACUUGGAGGGGCAAGUUUCGUCUCUCGCGCAACUUUCGUUCGUCACACGGUAACGGGCUCUCGCGCACCCCGCGCACCUUUGUUCGCGAGCUGUGUACGCGUACGCGUGAGAAGGACCGAGGAGAAGGACUUGCGUGCGCGUUUCCAGGCGAUUCUGCGUACGCGACGGAGAAGAGUCGCGUAGACGUGUGUGUCGUCGUCGCCGUUGGGCAUUGGACGCGCUCACGCUCCUUCUCCCAUCGCUCAAGAGAGCGACUACCGCGAUUGAUUGAACCCGCGGGACCCGCGGUUCCGCGCUCGUUUACCCGUGGGAGACGUCACCGUCCCGGACCGUCCGUCCAUCCGUGACUAUACUCGACGCGACGCGCGAGGAUCGGAACGUUCUCGUCCGUUCGCAGUGAUAGACACAUUGUGAAAGAAGGAGAGAGAGAGAGAGAGAGAGAGUGGAGAGACAUGGCACAGCCGACGAGCAGCGCGCUACGGGCGCUCGCCCUGGAGUACAAGAGCCUGCAGGAGGAGCCCGUCGAGGGAUUCCGCGUCAAGCUCGUCAACGAGGACAACAUGUUCGAGUGGGAAGUCGCGAUCUUCGGUCCGCCCGACACUCUCUACCAGGGCGGAUAUUUCAAGGCACACAUGAAGUUCCCGCCGGAUUACCCGUACAGUCCACCGAGCAUUCGUUUCAUGACAAAAGUUUGGCACCCGAAUGUAUAUGAGAACGGUGAUCUGUGCAUAUCAAUUCUGCAUCCACCGGUUGAUGAUCCACAGAGUGGAGAGUUACCUUGUGAGAGGUGGAAUCCAACUCAAAAUGUCAGGACCAUCCUGCUAUCAGUGAUCUCAUUGUUGAACGAGCCCAAUACGUAUAGUCCAGCCAACGUUGACGCGUCCGUGAUGUACAGACGUUGGCGUGAUUCCAAAGGAAGAGACAAAGAAUAUGAAAAUAUCAUAAGGAAACAAGCUCAAGCUGCCAAGAUGGAAGCAGAAAAGGAAGGUAUUGUCGUGCCUGUAACUCUGGAGGAUUAUUGCAUAAAGACUCGUGCGAGGCCGGCCGAACAGCAGCUAGAUAUGACGGACUUCUACGAUGACGAGUACGAGUUGGAUGACGAUGAGGAUGAGCAGUUGAGCGCGACCGAUUACGAGGACGGCGACGAUAGUGGCAAUGGAGAAUCGUGAUCCAUUUCUUAAAUGAUAAUAAUAAAAAAACCCGCGAAUCCGCUAAUUAUAUAUCAGUUCUGUAUAGAUUAAUAAAUUAACGAGCUUCUAAACCGGAUGAUCUCUCUAUUUUUUUCAGAUACGUUAUCAAAAUUCAAAUAUUCUUUUGUUGGAAAAGAACAAAGUAUUUUAAGAAAAAUUUAAAUAAGAUUGUCUCUCUUAAACCAUCGCUAAUUAUUGUUAUUUAAGUUUUUAAACAAAUUUAUAUCUGUAUAAUGGGCAAAGCCUUACGUGGAUCUGUUUAUUUCAGUAGUGUAUAUAUACUAUAUUCACACACGCGCACACUCACACGUAUGCUUUAAUAUAAUUUUAUAUUUUCAAUUAUGUCAAAUCGCAAAAUAUUCACAAGUGGGCUGCAAAUUAAACAUCACUAUUACAGUUUAUUAUAAUGAUAUAGUUUUAUAUAUAACUUAUUAUAAUUUGUUUCUUAAAAAAUAAAAUAAUUUUCAUGAUUUCUUAUCAUGAAGUAAAAGCUAACUGCUUGAUGGUUUAUGAAAGGUAAUAUUCUUUAACUCUCGCACUGUCAAAAUAUUUAUUAGACAGCGAAAAUUGGAUCAUUUUGUGAUGAAUAUUUACUCAUUAUAUCGCGCGUUUAGAAAAUCUAAUUAUUUAUAUUGUGUAAUACGUAAUAUAUUAAACAUACAUAUUAAGCUUAAUAUAUGUGUUACACAAAAUGAUAUGGUACGGUGUAUGUAUGAAAUACAAUACUCCGCAAAAAUUCAUUUAAUUUAAAUUAUGUAAAAAAUUAACCCAGAAUUACAAAGGAUUAAGAAUGAUUCAGUUUUGAGCGAGAGUUAAUAGAAAGGAAAUUGGAAUAUUAAUUAUCGUAUGAAAUUAUAGAGAAUUCCGUGCUUACAAGCUCUUUAACUUAAGCAAUAUGCAUACGACGCGCGUGCGUACGAUAUGGAUAUAAAUGGAUAGGAGCACUUUGCUUGUUGUGUUGUGGCUGGCACUUUGAUCCUUUUAAAUAGGAACGGACCAAUUGAUUUACCUUGCAAUGACAAACGUUCGAUAAAAAUGAUCAUAUAAUAUAUGUAAGUACUGUAAGUACAUGAUCAAUUUUUUUUACAUUGGGCAUCUAGUUGCAUGCCUCUUAUUCAAAGUUGUAAAUGGGUACAUCAAUUGAUCCUAAAAGUAUAUCUACAUAUAAAAUUUGCAUUGUUUUGGAUAAUUAUUUAUGUUACGAUAACACAAAAGAAAAAAAAACAGGAGAAGAAUUCAAUCUAGUGUAAGAAAAAAUAAGCUGCCGAAAAAGAUUUGUUAAAAAUUGUCAGUAAUAAAUUUCACAUCUCUCACACGUUAGAAUCCAUGUUAUAUAUUGAUAUCAUUAAUUAUAUUUAUAUAUGUAUGUGCAUCUAUAUAUCGAUGUAAUCAUACCAAUAUUUUCGCCGUAUUAUUUUAUUGAAUUACAAAAUGAAGUUAAUAGCAA